CUUCCAGAAAGUGCGAGGGCGGUUGCGCAGGGAAGCGGGAGGUGGUUGGUUGGAUGCUAUUCGCUUUACAUAACCUAAACAUAUACUGUGAUUUUUUGAAAAGACGUCGCGCUUCAUAACCGCUUAAUCAAACCACCCAACACCAUUAUUUAACAGCUAACCGUGUCACUUAAGCUUGCAUUAAGGCAGGGCUGGAAAAGCAAAGUAUAGUUGCGCGGCGGCAGCAGAAACAAUCCUCCGCAUUUUCUUCACCGGACAGUCGUUCAGUGGACUAAACUGCGGUGCUGCUGUGCGUGAUUGAGGGAGCCCUGCCCUGCUGCACACCCGCAGCUCGUUCGGGAUCUGCAAACACUGUCGCCAGAAAAUGAGUGCGGAGGAAAAUCCCGCUGCUGAACCUGCACCUGUGGCCGACGUGCAGGGUGAUGGACGCUGGAUGUCACAGCAUAACCGGUUUGUGCAGGAGUGUAAGGAUGCAGAGCCUGAUGUUCUGUUUGUGGGGGACUCAAUGGUGCAGCUUAUGCAGCAGUACGAGGUGUGGAGGGAACUGUUCUCCCCUCUCCAUGCUCUGAAUUUUGGGAUUGGUGGGGAUACAACAAGCAAUGUGAUGUGGAGACUACAGAAUGGAGAACUGGAGAACAUCAGACCCCGGGUUGUGGUUGUAUGGGUAGGAACUAAUAACCAUGAGCACACUGCAGAUCAGGUUGCAGGAGGAAUUUUAGCUAUUGCGCAGUUACUUCUGUCUCGCCUCCCCAAAUCCAAAAUGAUCGUUUUGGGCCUAUUACCGAGAGGAGAGUUUCCAAACCCCCUGAGAGAGAAAAAUGCAUCCGUGAACAAUUUACUUCGAGCAUCACUUCCUCGACUCGGCCCCAUUCAGUUUCUCGACACGGGGAGUAGUUUUGUUCACUCAGAUGGGACUAUUUCCUCUCGAGACAUGUUCGACUACCUGCAUCUCACCGCUGGUGCUUACAGGACCAUUUCAACAACUCUCCACGAGCUGCUGCUUCAACUUCUGGAGGAAACGCCUCAGGAGAGGAGGGCUUCACUGGUUUAAAAAACCCCACUUUACUGGUUCAUCACUGGAGAGGCAGCGUUUUAGAAAAGUUGCAUAUUCAAAAUGUACUAAUUAAAAGAUUGGACAACAUGCGAAACAAAAAGGCUACGUAGGACAGUGGCUGAUUUUAUAUGAUCCGUAUAAAAUGUGUAUAUGUGUCCAAGAUGCUAGACACUAGGAGAAUGAAGAGUAGAUAUUUGUGACAAGACUAGAUUUUUCUUAGGACAGCAGUGGGACCUGAAUCUCAUCAAAAUCCUAUGGUCACAGUCUGAUAAUCCUUUAAUAGUAGCACUUACUCUGCCAGCUUCUCCGUGCCUUCAUACAUGCACUCGGUCACACUCACAGCGGUGUUAUGAUGAUAGUUCACAACAGAGAGAUAGAGAGAGAGAGAUCAUGCCUUUGAAAUAUCUGUCUUGCUCCUAUUUUCAGUACACAGAUGCAUCUGAAACCUCCUCUUUUCCUUUUGCCCUUUCAUAUUCCCAGUAACACAUAUAUGAUAUAUUAGAGUAAGACCGGAGUGAUCAAACCAUGUCAUUCCUUGUGUUUACGAGUUUGAAAGUGAGAAAGCCCCUCCUUUUAAAAGGAUAGUUCACCCAAUAAUGAAAAUCUACUUAUUUACUCAUCCUCAAGACUAUGGAGCUAAUAAUAUGCCAAAACAAUCUGAAUUAGAAUUGUGUUAAAUUAAAUUAUUGACAAAAUAAAUAAUAUAUAUAUUUUUUUAUUUGAAUUCCUUACAUUUAAUUUCCUAAUUCAAAUUUCCUUGUUAACCUCAUUUGUUAAGUGCUUAAAACUAUGUUUAAAACGUAAACAACAUAAAGAGGUGCUAAAAGUCUAUAUUGUUGUGAAUAGUGUACAGGGAAAGCCACUUGAUGAGUUUUCAACAUGAUGUUUAGCAGCCUUUCCUAUACUUAAAGCUAAAAUACAUACGAGUUUAAUUUUACAUUAGGCUAUAUGUAGAAAAAAUAUAUAUAUUUUUUUUCCUAUUUCCACCCCCUCCCCCUCAAACCCCCAUUCUCAUAAUUUAAAAUAAAAAUCCUAAUUACAGAAAUUCAAAUUCAAAACAAUUUUUAGCGGCAAAUAAAUAUUCAGAUUAUUAAAUUACAAUUGUCAAUAAUUCAAAUGAACACAAUUCAAAUUGAUAUUGUUUUGGCAUAUUAUUAGCUCCAUACUAGAUCCUCAGGUGAUUCCAAACCUUUAAGUUUCUUUCUUCUGUUGAAUGCAAAAAGACAAUUUGAAGAAAGCUGAAAGCCAUUGACUUCCAUAGUAGAAAAACAAACAAACACUAUGGAGUUCAAUGGUUACAGGUUUACAGCCUUCUUCAAAAUAUCUUCUUUUUCUGCUCAACAGAAGAAAGAAAGUAAAACUGAUUUGAACCAUCACUUUAAAGAAACAGUAGACCCAAAAAAAGCAUCUUCAAGUAACCAAAAAGUCCAUAUUGACUUCAUAGAGUGGGAAAACUCUAUGAAAAAUAAUUAAUCAAAAUAUCUUUAAUGUUCAGCAAAAGAAAUGAAUAGUUUUGGAACAACUGGAGAGUGAGUAAAUGAUAACAGAGUUGUUAUUUUUGGGUGAAAUCUAAUGCACAACCAUGAGGUUUUCCGUAUAAAUAUUUACCUCACCUGCAUCCAAUGUUUUUUGUGUGUGUCCUGGCGCUCUGUAAAGUAUUAUGUGAAGAGUUGGUGUGUGUGUAUGUGUGGACGAGCCACUGGACAAGAAGUGAUGUAUAAAAUGGUAUGCGAGUAUGUGUGAGUGUGUGUAUAUACAUAAAUAUAUAUAAAUAUAAUCUGUUAGUAUUAAUGUGCUCUGUGCAAAGUGCUUAUGUAGCUGGUGCUGUUGUACAUCAAUGUUUGUUUUUUUGUGUUGGAGUGUAAGAGAUCAACCAUCUGUAACUAUUUGUAUGGUCUGCAAAGCGUGCACUAUUACUGCGGCACAACUGCCACAUGCUUUAGAUCCAAGCAUUCCAAUAAAACAGCAGGGAUCAAA
This is a messenger RNA of Danio aesculapii, 3031 nucleotides long. It is a transcript of the gene pafah1b2, whose product is annotated as platelet-activating factor acetylhydrolase 1b, catalytic subunit 2. Lineage: Eukaryota; Metazoa; Chordata; Actinopteri; Cypriniformes; Danionidae. Bases 365 to 1051 code for a protein of 228 amino acids. The transcript has 6 exons. The record is from RefSeq and is a predicted model, not a curated record.